AUGGCAACAUCAAAACUGGAUGCAGAAGCAGCCCGGUGGUACGAAGACAAUUCAACAAUAAUCACAACACGGUCAAUGUUCAAAGCCGCUAUGACCGAACGAUUAAAACCAUUGAAAUCAGCAUCAAAAGCAUUUCAGAUAUUAAUUGAACGGAAAGAACAACCAGACGAAUCGGUUACGAGUUGUUACAAGUUCAUGGUUAAAUCAUGUAGCAAAUAUGAUGCAAAAAUGAUAGUGUCUUGUUUGGAAAAUGAAGUUAAAACAGAAUUGAAACCACAAAUCAAACGACAAAAAUUGAUACUUGAAGAUGAGUGGACACCACAGAUUUUUUUGAAAGUAGCAAGGAAUACAGAUGAAUUGGAAGAUGAACAACAAAAGUUUCGGAACACUGGUCCCUCCUUCAUAUAUAAUACUGACACAACAGCAUCUAUUACAUCCAGACCCUUCUCUCGUCAAUAUUUGUCUCAACUUGUUUCCCAAACUCCUUCAUCAUUGCCGUGCCAUCAACAGAUACCUUAUCAACGAAAACACCGGUCCGACAGCGAACCCCCGUAA
Molecule: messenger RNA, 555 nt
Organism: Didymodactylos carnosus
Lineage: Eukaryota; Metazoa; Rotifera; Eurotatoria; Philodinida; Philodinidae
Source: the annotation of a GenBank genome assembly